Messenger RNA from Limulus polyphemus (Atlantic horseshoe crab), 622 nucleotides. Its product is annotated as protein TSSC1-like. Gene Ontology annotation, biological process: protein ubiquitination. The transcript is spliced from 2 exons. NCBI's taxonomy places the organism in Eukaryota, Metazoa, Arthropoda, Merostomata, Xiphosura, Limulidae. The record is from RefSeq and is a predicted model, not a curated record. The annotation marks the transcript as partial. Gene Ontology annotation, molecular function: protein binding.
GGUGUGGAGUGUACGAUACAACCACUUUCAUGAUCAGCUGGUACUUUCAUCAAGCAGUGAUUCCAGGGUAGUGUUGUCUAGAGUUGUCUCAAUUUCUUCUGAACCUUUUGGCCAUCUGGUGGAAGAAGAGGAAAGCCUGAAUGGUCACGAAGAAAGUGUUCAGGAAAGGAACCUUGAAGAUGGCGUCAUAGCAACGUACGAAGAACACGAAGACAGUGUUUAUGCAGCAGAAUGGUCCAGUGUCGAUCCGUGGUUGUUUGCUUCGCUCAGCUACGACGGAAGGCUCGUUCUGAACAAAGUUCCUCGAGCAGAGAAAUAUAGAAUACUACUUUAAAUUUAUCAUGGAAGGAUGUACGUGUGCCUAAUAAUUUAGUGACUGUAUCAGUAACGUGUAAUCUUAUACAGACAUCAUGGUCAGGGAAAGGUGUCCUUAAAAUAUCAGGUUUGCAAGUCCAGAUGGAAGUUGUGGUUAAAAAAUAAUACCGACAGACUAAACAACCGAAUGAAAUUAUAAACUUUUAGAAGCAAUCUGUCGGACGUUUGAAAACAUUUUGGUCUAUCAGAUGGAGUAGUUAUAAACCUGUACUGAUUUCAUUGAACAUGUGAAAAUUAUCCCUUCUGA